ACUCGUGGAGGGCGAGCCGGAGAUGGCUGUGAGGUCGGCGGCCGCUGUGGGUCCUCCAGGGCCGGAGAGGAACGAAGAGGCGGUGCUGCUUCUGGAAAGGGCUCAUUACCGGCACGACCCACGCUGGCUGCUGCCCGUGUCCCCACGCCUCUGCCUGGCCUGCGCACUGGAGCUGCUGCCGGAGCCCUGCGUGUCGUUGGUGCGCAAGAAGCACAUGUUGUCCUGCUUCCGAGAUGCCUUUGUAAGGCACACCUCCCUGGUCACACAGCUGGUGGCUCAAGACCAGAGAGUCUGCAUCCACUUCAUAAGCAUCCUUUUUGGACUAUUAAGAAGUGUAGAAGACGAGAGUGUAACAGAGCUCUGUAUUGAAGUCCUUGUCCAGCUUACAAUACAGCUGAAGCUGGAGCAGACUGUCCGUUGCUUGCUGGAUGAAUGCCACAAAGAGCUGUGUAACAUGCCCUCCAUGCGAAGCAGCUUGGCCACCCUGACCCUUCUUGGCAAGUUGGUGGAUGCCAUCCCUGCUCUGGCAGACGAGCUGGUAAAGGAGCACGGCAACAUGAUGGAGCAUCUGUUGAGAGGCUUGGUGUACCCCAAUGAGGGGGUGCAAGCUUCUGUCUGUUACCUCUAUGGGAAGCUGUACUCCUCACCAGUGGCAGCUGAGAUGCUUUCAGGUCAUUUCCGGGAGAAGCUAUGUUCCCUUUUCCUUUCCACCUUGGAUGGUGCCCAGACAAAGGAGCUACAGAUCAACUGUUUGGGUUUGCUGAGGCAGCUGCUGAAGUAUGAUCUAUUUGUGUCUGUGAUCAUGAACAAGUCGGCACUGGCAGAAAGUGCUGAGAGUGUUGAGGGUCCAGCAGGAGGGACUUCACUGCCUUUGGUGCUCAAAAAGCUUCUCCUCUCUAGAGAUGAAACUCUGCAGGUAGCCAGUGCUCACUGUGUAACUGCGGUGCUGGUCCACUCCCCAGCCAAGCAUGCUCCGGCUUUUAUUCAUGCUGACAUCCCAGAGUUCCUCUUUGAGCACCUUUCCUCUUCCAGUGAAGUGCUCAUCUGGUCUAGCUGCAACUGCUUGAUACUCCUGGCAGAGGAGCCACUCUUCUUCUCCAAGUGCCACACAGUGUAUGGAAUCGAGGCAGUGGUGAGGAGCUUACAGGAAAGCCUGAAGACGAAUAACACAGAACUGCAUAAACAGGUCCUGCUGCUCUUUGCUGAGAUCCUGACCAGGCAACCAGAAGAGAUCAAGUUGUUCACAAGCUCGGCCAUGUGUGGAGAUGCUGGGCAUGCCCUCCAAGAGGCAGUGAGCAGCCCUGUGCUGGAAGUGGCUUCUGAGGCAGUGAAGGCCACUUCUGCUUUUCUGAGGAAGGACCAUCAGAGUGCCCCACCUGUGCAAUACAAGGAAUUGCGGGCCUUGCUUGAAGCCAUGCUGAGACGGUGUGCGGAAUUUUCCCAGAUGCCACUAAAUAGGAGGCCUGUGGGCCAUCCCUCCAGCAGAGCUUCAGAGAAGGCUGUUCUUCGAAGGGGAAACUUCCUCCUGAGCACUCUGGAAGGAUUUAGAAAUGCCUGCAGGUUGGCUGUGGAAUUCCAGAAUGAGCCUGCAGCCCAGGAGAACCCAUUCACGGCUCCCAGUGCUGAGAAAGAAGAGACCUUGGAGGCUUUCUCAGAAUUUCUUCUCAGUGCCUGUGACUCUCUGUGUAUCCCCAUGGUGAUGAGGCACUCAGAGCAGGCCACCCAUCCAGCCCUGAUGGAAAUUUUCCUCUCGAUUUUACAUAGUCUCUUUGUCAUCGUUCCCCACAUGAAGGACAAGUUCUCCAAGAAGCUCGCUGCCUCGUCCUUCAUACGACUGACCCUGGAGCUGAAGGCCAGGUUCUGCAGUGGCCUGAGUCAUGCAGCCCUAAACCAGGAGUGCUCCAGUUUCCUCUACCACAUGUGUCUUAACCUCCUCUCAGCUCCAGAGAAGACAAGGCCACUUUCUCAAGAAGAGUUUGCUGCAGUGUCUGAGCUCCUGCAGUAUGGGCUGCCCCAGAUAAACAGCAGGAUCCCUGAAAGCCUUGCCUUCCUGUCAGAUUGCCAGGAUGUGGAAGGAGCUGCUCGCCAGAGACAGUAUUGCAUCCUGUUCCUCUUUUACCUGGCCUACAUCCAUGAAGACAGGUUUGUCUCAGAGGCAGAAUUGUUUGUGGCUGUGCAAAGCUUCCUCCUGUCCCUGCAGGACCAGGGCGAGCACCCCCCACCGGUGGUCUUCAGAGCCUCCAUCUACCUGCUUGCAAUUUGUCAGGGCAAAGACAGAGAACCGGACGAGGCUGUGAUCAGUGCAAUCAGAAAAUUCCUAGAGGGCGUCCCAGACCUGCACCUAGUCUACACCCACCACUACCUCCUGCUCAGGUUCUUCCUGAUGUAUCCAGAACUGAUGAGCAGGUUUGGGCACCGUGUCCUAGAACUUUGGUUCUCUUGGGAAGAGAGAAGCCAUGAGGAGCUGGAUGAUGGCCUCUCUGCUGGGCAGUUGACCCUUCCUACCAACUUAACUGUGCUGUUCCAGAUGCUCAGAAGCAGCCUAAGCAUCCUGCUUAUUUUGCUAGACCUCAUCUAUUCCAGCACAGUGGACAUAGCCCGCAAGGUACUAAUUGUCCUGCGGAUCUUCCUGAGGAGGAAUGAGGAUGUCCAAGUAGGUGGUCUCAUCCAGGGCCACUUCCUGCUGAUGCUGCAGCGUCUGCUGGUGGAACAUGAGGCCUCCCCCUCAGGAGCCUCGGGGAACCUGCCAUUGCUGCUGAGCCUGCUUUCACUGCUGCAGCCGAGGGACGGGCCCGAGCAAGAACUGGACGGUGUAGCUGUGAAGCUCCUUCACCAAGUGAGCAAGCUGUGUGGCAAGUGCAGCCCCACGGAUGUGGACAUUCUGCAGCCCUCCUUCAACUUCCUGUAUUGGAGCCUCCAUCAGACUACACCCAGCAGUCAAAAAAGAGCCGCUGCAGUGCUCCUGAGCAACACAGCCUUGAUAGAGCUUCUGGAGAAAAUGCUGGCGCUCACCUGGGCAGAGGUGGGCUUUCCCAAUGCCACACUGCUCUGCUCUGCCUGGCUGCUCACUGCUUCCCUCUCUGCCCACCAGCACAAUGGAAGUUUGCAGGUUCACCAUACAUUGUCCGUGGAACUGGAGCAAGUACUGAAGGCCCUCAGCUUUCCAAAGAAAAGGGUUACACUGCUCUCUGCUGCCAUCUUACGCUUCCUGCGGACAACCCUGCAACAGAGCUUCUCCUCUUCCCUGGUGGUCCUGGUGCCCUCAGGGACCCAGCCACCUCCAGCCCCCGAGGACACUGCCCUGGCUCCACUGGGAACAUCACAAGUGCUGUCCUUGGUCAUUGGGCUACAGAACCUUUUGGUGCAGAAGGAUCCUCUGUUGUCUCAGGCCUGUGUUGGCUGCCUGGAAGCCUUGCUUGACUACCUACAUGCCCGGAGCCCGGAUGUUGCGCUCCAUGUGGCCUCACAGCCCUGGAAUCGGUUUUUGCUGUUUACUCUGCUGGAUGCGGGAGAGAAUUCCUUCCUUAGGCCCGAGAUCUUGAGGCUCAUGACCCUGUUUGUGCGAUACCAAGGCAGCAGCAUCCUCUCUCAAGAAGAAAUGGGUCAUGUUCUUCAAGGUGCGGCCUUGGCUGACCUGUCUGCUCUACCCAAGACCACACUCCAGGCUCUGCGUGGCUUCUUCCUGCAGGUCCAGAGGAGGGGCCUCCUGGCGGAUCACAACAUGGCCCAGAUGCUGCAGACUUCUUUAGAAAGCCUUGCCCCUGGUGCCUCCCUGGCCCAGCAGCCCCUGCAGGACAUGCUCUGCUUGGGAGGAGUGGCUAUCUCCCUGUCCCACAUCAGAGACUGACCUUCAGGGCUUGAAGGCCCAGAAAUGGAGAGGACCAAGACCUGAAAACAAAGUCAGGGCAUGAUUACUGGGGAAAUGGAUGACAAUUGCAGUUAUUCCUCCAUAGCCAUUUAUAGUUAUCCCAUGUUUUAUAUGCUUUGAUUUAUUGCUCCUCACAGAUAUUGUGGUUUUUGUUUUUGUUUUGUUCUACAAAUUAAAGG
Molecule: messenger RNA, 4047 nt
Organism: Tupaia belangeri chinensis (Chinese tree shrew)
Lineage: Eukaryota; Metazoa; Chordata; Mammalia; Scandentia; Tupaiidae
Gene: MEI1
Product: meiotic double-stranded break formation protein 1
Exons: 32
Coding region: 23-3847 (1274 amino acids)
Biological process (GO): meiosis I
Source: RefSeq, a predicted model, not a curated record